AUGUUAAUACCAGCCGGCGUGCUGGGUUUGUGGUGCUGCCGCUGCGGAUUGCGGAGUCCGAGACAGAUGUUGCGCCACCAGAGCCUCCUUAAGUGCCGCUGCCGCAUGUUGUUCAAUGACCUGAAGGUCCUCCUGCUCCGGAGACCCCCCGCGCCCCCUCCGCCCUCGCCUCCCCUCCCCAUGGACAGCGGAGACCCCCGCCCGGGCGGGCCGGCGGCCAACAACAACACCCUGCCCGCGCUGCAUGGGGGGCGAGGGGGCGCCUGGAGGGCGCCGGCCGCAGGAGGGGGCGGCCCGGCCAGCCCGCCCGAGGAGGAGUGGGGCAGCCCGGCCGGCGAGCCCCCCGCGUCCGCCUUGAGCAGCGCGUCCUCGGAGGACUUCUGCAAAGAGAAGGCGGAGGACAGGUACUCGCUGGACAGCGGCAUGAGGACCCCGCUCUGCAGGAUCUGCUUCCAGGGGCCCGAACAGGGGGAGUUGUUGAGCCCGUGUCGAUGUGAUGGAUCGGUGAAAUGCACGCACCAGCCUUGUCUGAUCAAAUGGAUCAGCGAGAGAGGCUGCUGGAGCUGCGAGCUGUGUUACUACAAGUAUCACGUCAUUGCCAUAAGCACAAAGAACCCUCUGCAGUGGCAGGCCAUCUCUCUGACAGUCAUUGAGAAGGUUCAGAUUGCAGCAGCCAUCUUGGGUUCCCUCUUCCUCAUCGCCAGUAUCUCGUGGCUCAUCUGGUCGACCUUCAGUCCUUCCGCCAAAUGGCAGCGCCAGGACCUGCUCUUCCAGAUCUGCUAUGGAAUGUAUGGCUUCAUGGACAUUGUCUGUAUAGGUCUAAUAAUACACGAAGGGCCAUCGGUUUACCGGAUUUUCAAACGGUGGCAGGCGGUAAAUCAGCAGUGGAAAGUGCUGAACUAUGACAAAACAAAAGACAUGGAGGACCAAAAAACAGGGACCAGGACAAACCUCCGAACCUCCUCCCAAACCAACCAUUCGUCCUCCACCGGUGGUAGAGCCAGCAACUCCGCUCCAGCCGACAACGGGGUCCGGGGCACUAGCCACGCCACCGGCACCCUGUCUGACCACCACUGUGCUUACACCAUCUUGCAUAUACUCAGCCAGCUCAGGCCUCACGAACAGAGAAGCCAGUCUAGCACUAACAGAGAGCUCGUCAUGAGGGUCACAACAGUCUGAGUGAUGGAAUUCAGGAGGCCUUAACGCGAAGUGAAGGAGACAAAGAACUCAAGAGCGGAGAAGCAUGGUGUGCCUUUAAUUUUUUGGGUAGCUGCACAAGGCGUAUAAGCAGCGCUUGGCCAAGUGAGGAAGAAGAAGGUGGAGGCAGAGCUGCACACACAUGCUAAAGAGGUUAACGUUUUCCAGCCAGUCAAUAUUAUUUAAAAAAAAAACAACAAAACAAGUGCAAUACGGACUAACAACUGACUAGGUGGAGGUUGGUGGAAGCAGGGGAACAGCCGGUAUUAGCAUGUCUUACAAGUUCUAUUAGCUGGGAUGGGUAAUGUUCUGCAAACACACACACACACACCCCACACGCACACACACACACAGUGUGGGAUGGUUACAAACAGAAGGGGAAUGACGGAAGCAACGUAUUUGGAGGAGUUUUCAGAUUGUGUUAAGCAGGGAUCUGAGUCAUCGCUUUGUUUCAUAAAUCUUUCCGGCGCCAUGGAUUACUCGC
Molecule: messenger RNA, 1681 nt
Organism: Malaclemys terrapin pileata
Lineage: Eukaryota; Metazoa; Chordata; Testudines; Emydidae
Gene: MARCHF4
Product: membrane associated ring-CH-type finger 4
Exons: 4
Coding region: 1-1179 (392 amino acids)
Biological process (GO): protein ubiquitination
Molecular function (GO): zinc ion binding; ubiquitin-protein transferase activity
Source: RefSeq, a predicted model, not a curated record